UGCUCCCUUUCAUGACCCUGGUUUCUGUACUGUCAUGUACUGUAUUAAAGCAAGUUUACGUGGGGUGUCAGAUGUGUGUUCUGUUUGAGUGGUUUUGAGUUAAAAGUUUAAAAUGUUGUUAUUAUUAUCUACCUGAAACACGUUUUUUCUUUUAAUCUAGAAACAUUUUUUUCUUUAAGUAAAAAAAAAUGUCGCGAUAAUAUCAAAUAUUAUACUCAUAAUAUGUUCAUCAUUAGAAUUGUGUGUGCGUGUUGUCAAACUUGAAUAAGUUCUUAGGUUAGAUACUAAUCCCUCAGCUCCCAAGGAAUUCGAUGACAAUUUUCGAAUACUGUCGAAAAUUUGAAAUUUAAUUGGUACUUUCUGAAUUUAAAAAUGAUAGAAAACUCAUCUCCCAUGUGUGGCAAAUUAUGUUCUGCAUUAUUGCUUGAACACUUUGGCCCCAUCGUGCAAAAGGUCGGACACGAUUUAUUUCGAAAUGGAGAGAAAUCCUUGAAUUUAACUCGUAGCACCACAAAUUUACCACUGGCAAAGGUAAAACACGCGUUAUGCGUCUUGAUAAGACAUGGAUUCGUAUCUUACGAACAAAACCUCAAAGGCAUUAUUAUGUACACUUUGAAUUCAGACAGGGUUCUUAUGCUUCUACGAUAUUCAAGGUACAUGUUCUUUGUAAAAACUAACUGUGGUGAUGAGGCCGAGAUGAUGUUCGAAGAAAUUUUAAAACAUGGUUAUGAAACGGCCUCCCAAGUAAUAAUCACUACUUACAAGAAAUUGAAAAGUAGACCUCCUGAAAGGCAGUCCACUGUGCCUGUUCUCAAAGAAAAGUUUGAACUUCUAGUCCAAAAUCAAUUUUUAAUGCGCAGCAUAGCCUCUGACAAACGUAGCGAAGACGGUCCACCUGAUUUCAAUCUACCAAAUCUCAAUUUGAAAGCACUAAUUCAAGUUACACAAAAUUUGCUAGGCAAUCCUGGCGAUAAUAAUAUUUACUGGAGGGUGAAUUUUGACAGACUCACUCAAGAUUUUCGGGAUCAACUUAUAAUAUCAUCAAUUUCGAAGAGAAUUGAUGACAAUGCAGGCGAAUUGAUGAGGCGGAUGCUGUACCAAAUGUAUUUGCGCACAGCUUCCUGGUCUGAUACUUCAAAUCCCAUUCCAUUUACAGAAUUGAGGGAAGUGGUGAGAAGACUUGAUAAUCCUGGUCCUGGACUUGUACAAUAUCUUGAGCAGUACUUAAAUCUUAUAGAAGAAGACCCCAGUAAAUUCAUAAGAAGAGUCGGUGACUCAAAUGGGGGCCAGUUUAGCAUAAAUAUGAAGGAAGCCUUUAAUCAAUUAGCAUGGACAACAUUAGAGAAUAUUGUGAUGGAAAAAUUCGGCUCGAAAGCUGCAAGAAUUUUUAGAUUAAUACGAGCGAAAAAAUACAUAGAACAGGAGGAUAUUCAGCAAGUGGCUAUGAUUUCAGCAAAGGAUACAAAGCAGCUUACUUACACCUUGCUCCAGGAAAAUUAUAUACAGUUGGAGGAAGUGAAAAAAGCAGGAGUAUCAGCUGCACCGUUAAAGACUUUCUUCUUGUUCCACAUUGACCUGGACAAAGUCGUAAGGAUGGAAAUCGAGCACUGCUACCAAGCUUUGUACAAUACUAUGCAGAAACGAGAGCAUGAAACUGUUACUAAUAAAAGGUUGAUCGACAAAGACUUAAGGAUUCAAGUCAUCACUAAAAAGUUGCAAGAUAUGGAAGGAUUUGAAGAUCGAUUAAGAGAAGUGGACGAGUUGAUGACUGAAGCCGAGAAGAUACAACUUCCAAAAGUGCAAAAUAUGAUUAAACAGUUAGGAGUUAGUGAACUACAAAUCGAUGACACCCUAUUUUUAUUGACAAUAUAUUUACGCUAUAAUCAAAAGAGUAAAUAGCCUUUAUACAAAUAGAAUGCUCAUUGUGAGUUAGGACGGAGAAUGAAUGAUUUUGGAUGAAGAAAAUAGUUCUGAAUCAUUUAUAUAGUUAUUUAUUUAUAGGUAAUAAUAAUGAGUACGCUUGUAAAAUACAAACAACAAAGAGUACCUAGCUUUUAAAUUAUUAUAAUAAAUAUAAUGAUAUAUCUAUGUUU
Messenger RNA from Belonocnema kinseyi, 2093 nucleotides. It is a transcript of the gene Polr3C, whose product is annotated as DNA-directed RNA polymerase III subunit RPC3. Gene Ontology annotation, cellular component: RNA polymerase III complex. The coding region runs from base 373 to 1899 and encodes 508 amino acids. Gene Ontology annotation, biological process: DNA-templated transcription. The record is from RefSeq and is a predicted model, not a curated record. Gene Ontology annotation, molecular function: single-stranded DNA binding. NCBI's taxonomy places the organism in Eukaryota, Metazoa, Arthropoda, Insecta, Hymenoptera, Cynipidae. The transcript is spliced from 8 exons.